AUGAGAGAAGAGGUUUCCUGCACUAACUCCCCUGAAGGAGGGCUGGGGGCCAGUGAAGAGGAACUGGAGCGGGGGUCGAAGAAGAACCACCCAUCAGGGAACCGCAAACGCUCGCCGUAUCCCAAGAAGGACAGCCUCAGUCAGGCCGAGGAGAGCAGCACCGGCAGCCCCACCAGCCUGCUGCCCGCCGGGCCCAAGCGGGUGAAGAAGAGCCCCACCACUGUGGUGUCGCUGGCGCCCACGCCGCUGGGCCCGAGGCCGGACCAGCCCUUCGAGGACCUCCACUCUCAACGCGUCAUAGCCAACGUGCGGGAGCGGCAACGCACUCAGUCGCUGAACGAUGCCUUCUCAUCUCUACGCAAGAUCAUCCCCACGUUACCCUCCGACAAGCUGAGCAAGAUCCAGAUCCUGAAGCUGGCCUCGCGCUACAUCGACUUCCUGUACCAGGUGCUGCAGAGCGACGAGAUGGACGCCAAGCUGGCCAGCUGCAACUACCUGGCCCACGAGAGACUCAGCUAUGCCUUCUCUGUCUGGAGGAUGGAAGGGGCCUGGGCCAUGUCCACCAGCCACUAG
Molecule: messenger RNA, 573 nt
Organism: Limanda limanda (common dab)
Lineage: Eukaryota; Metazoa; Chordata; Actinopteri; Pleuronectiformes; Pleuronectidae
Product: twist-related protein 2-like
Exons: 1
Coding region: 1-573 (190 amino acids)
Biological process (GO): regulation of transcription by RNA polymerase II; developmental process
Molecular function (GO): RNA polymerase II transcription regulatory region sequence-specific DNA binding; DNA-binding transcription factor activity, RNA polymerase II-specific; protein dimerization activity
Source: RefSeq, a predicted model, not a curated record